Molecule: messenger RNA, 1359 nt
Organism: Chanos chanos (milkfish)
Lineage: Eukaryota; Metazoa; Chordata; Actinopteri; Gonorynchiformes; Chanidae
Gene: tes
Product: testis derived transcript (3 LIM domains)
Exons: 8
Coding region: 1-1359 (452 amino acids)
Molecular function (GO): zinc ion binding
Source: RefSeq, a predicted model, not a curated record
AUGGAGAUAGAGAAGGAAAUAAAAAAUAUCACCCUCGGCCAUGAGUUAGGAGCAGGAGCAGCUUGCCUGAAGUGCAAAGACAAGUGUGAGGGCUUCGAGCUGCACUUUUGGAGAAAGAUCUGUCGAAACUGCAAAUGCGGCAUAGAGGACCACGAUGUACAGAUGACCUCAGAGGAGAACAAGAAGGUGGGAAAGCUGUUUGAGGACACCAAAUACACAGGCCUCAUUGCCAAGCUGAAGAAGGAUGGUCUGCCCAGCUACCAGACCAACAUGGUCACAAUCACCAGCGUGGCUGUGCCAGCAAAGAAGGACGCAGCCAAAGCUGUCACCUACGAGUGGGCGCCACCCGUGGAGAACCAGAAUCUGGCUGCACGCUACAUGGAACUGCUGCCUGUUGAGAAGAGGCCAGCCAUUGGCACGGAGGGUGCAGAGUAUCGCAAACGGCAGAUGGCCAAGCAGCUCCCCGAGCACGACCAGGACCCAGCACUCUGCCAUGAGCUUUCACCCAACGAGGUCAAAGUCAUGCAGCAGUAUGUACGCAAGUGCAAAGAUGAGGCCCUGGGCAUUGGAGACCUCAUGCUACCAGAGGAGAUGGGUCUCCAGGUUGGCCAGGCCAGAGGUGCAGCUGGGCUGGGUGGACCAGGCGGGGUUGGUGUAGGAGUGGGACCAGGAGCAGGGGUUGGUGUGGGAGCAGGCCCUGCGGCUCAAGGCUCUGCGGUCGCGUCUGUGGGAAAGAUUGGUGCUCCGAGUGCACCAGGGGCCCUGACCAGCAGCGCUGCAGGCCAAAGCUAUUCGUGCCACCAGUGCCAGCAGCCCAUGAAGACGGGUGAGCCGGCCGUGUUUGCCGAGCGGGCAGGCUACGAUAAGAUGUGGCACCCGCCCUGUUUCGUCUGCUGCACCUGCAACGAGCUGCUGGUGGACAUGAUCUACUUCUGGAAGAAGGGAAAGAUGUACUGUGGCCGUCACUACGGCGACAGCGAGAAGCCGCGAUGCGCCGGUUGUGAUGAGCUGAUCUUCAGUAAUGAGUACACACAGGCUGAGGAGCAGAACUGGCAUCUGAAACAUUUCUGCUGUUUUGAUUGUGAUUGCGUGCUGGCAGGAGAGACAUAUGUUAUGGAGAACGACAAACCCAUCUGCAAACCCUGCUACAUGAAGAAUCAUGCUGUGCACUGCAGGUCCUGCCAGAAUCCCAUCGAGCCAGAGGCCCAGCGCGUGUCGUUUGGAGAGCACCACUGGCAUGCAGAGCCACAGUGCUUCCAGUGCUCCUGCUGCUCCAAGUGCCUGAUUGGUCAGCGUUUCAUGGCAGUGCAGGGCAUGCUCUUCUGCUCUGUGGAGUGCAAGAAGAAAACCGUGGCUUAG